Molecule: messenger RNA, 9937 nt
Organism: Nasonia vitripennis (jewel wasp)
Lineage: Eukaryota; Metazoa; Arthropoda; Insecta; Hymenoptera; Pteromalidae
Gene: Utx
Product: histone demethylase UTY
Exons: 14
Coding region: 275-4759 (1494 amino acids)
Biological process (GO): regulation of gene expression
Cellular component (GO): MLL3/4 complex
Molecular function (GO): protein binding; chromatin DNA binding; RNA polymerase II cis-regulatory region sequence-specific DNA binding
Source: RefSeq, a predicted model, not a curated record
AGCCCCGCGCUCUGCCGCGCCAGAGCGCUUGGUUACAUCCGUCCGUCGUUGUCUCGUGCUUAUAACCUGAAACCGCCGUUGCCGCCGCCCGGAUCACGAUGAGUUGACGUCGUCGCGCGUUCCCCGAGUGCGUCCGUUUCUACCGUCGCGGAUAGUCUGUACAAUUUUGUGAAAAAAAUAAAAAUGCCGCUCGCCCGUUGAUCGAGCGAGUGCGAGAUUGUUCUCUCUGUGCCUACCGAUCGGUGCCGCCGAGCUGCGGGACUGUGAGGAAAACAUGGCCCAGGAAACGGACGAGAUCAACCUCACGUCCCAGGAGCUGCAGAUACUCUCCGAACUUGACAGUCGUCAGUUUGGAUUUCUGAAGCUCAAUUCCCCCGAACAAGCCAAAAAGAAAGCUUUAGUGGUUCGUGCAAUCAAAUACUUGGAGCGAAUGCUCGUCCAAGCUCAGUCUGAAAAGCAGCGCAGAAAAGCCGACAGUACAAAGACAAAUUUAGAAGGCUCUAAAGAUGAUGACGAAGAUGAGGAUGAUGAGGAGGAUAAAGGGAUCAGCAUUGAUCCAAAAACUUAUUGUAAAUUGGGACAUUUUCAUUUGUUGCUAGAAGAUUAUGCUAAAGCUAUGUCAGCUUAUCAAAAAUUCUAUGAGUUGAAAGGAGAUUACUGGAAGGAUGCUUCUUUUCUUUAUGGACAAGGACUCGUCUAUUUUCAUUUCAAUGCGUAUCAAUGGGCAGUGAAGGCAUUUCAACAGGUGCUAUGGGUGGAACCAGGAUUUCCACGAGCCUGCGAGGUUCACCUACGGCUCGGUUUGAUGCUGAAGGUCCACGGUGAUUUCGACGCGGCUCUCAAGCACCUGACACUCGCCCUAAUCGACGUCACCACACCUGCUUCCUUCUCCAAGCUCGAGAUCAAGUUCCACAUCGCGCACCUGCACGAGGUACAAGGCAAGUACCGUCUGGCUAAGGAGCACUACGAGGCGCUGCUCAAGGAGAAGGUCCUUCCGACGCACCUCAAGGCCGAUAUCUGCCGACAGCUGGGAUGGAUGUACCAUGUUGUUGACGGGAGUAUCCUAGGCGUAACCCAGAAGCAAGACGCAGCGAUCUACCACUUGAAAAAGUCGAUCGAGGCCGAGCCGAAGAGCGGACAGAGUCUCUACCUAUUCGGCCGCUGUCUUGCCGCAUCCGGACAUGUCCACGAGGCUUUCAUCGCUUACAGGAGCUCCGUGGAAAAAUCCGAGGGCAACGCCGACACCUGGUGCAGCAUAGGCAUCCUUUACCAGCAGCAGAAUCAGCCGCUGGACGCGCUCCAAGCCUACGUGUGCGCUGUACAGCUGGACAAGUCGCACUCGGCCGCCUGGACGAAUCUCGGCAUUCUCUACGAGAGCCACAGCCAGCCCAAGGACGCUUUGGUGUGCUACGUCAACGCUUCGAGGGGUAACCACAACACUCCCAACUGCGCCAACAGCUCGCUGAACAGCCAGCUGAGCGGUGCCAAGGUCGGAGGCAGUGGUCCAAUGAACCCCUCGUUACAACAACGCAUCAGCUUCCUGCAGACUCAACUCAGCCAAGCACCGAUGCCUUCUGCCUCGAUCAAGCGGCGCACACUGCCGUCGAUAGAAGAAGCCUGGAACAUGCCGAUCAGCGCGGAGCUGUCGAGUCGGCAGCAGCAGCAACAGCAGCAGCUACAGGGUCCUGGCGGUCCCGGUUACAACAAGUAUCCGGGUGGACCGCCAGGACCACCUCCGCCUUACCCUCAAGGCCAGAAUCCUAACACUAAGCGGUUCAAGCCUGGCGAAGAUGGAGUCGCAGCUCAGCAGCAGCAGCAGCAGCAGCAGCAGCUCCAGAGGCCACCAGCGUUUUAUCUGACAACGCAGCAACUGCAGAUGCUCCAAUUUCUGCAGCAGAAUCAUGGCAGCUUAACGCAACAGCAGCAGGGUCUGUUUGCCCAGCUUCAACAUCAAUAUCGAGCGAUGCAGCAGCACCAGCAGCAACUCAGAAUACAGCAGCAACAAGCUAUUCAACGAGGUCUGAGACCCGGAAUGCCUGGGUAUCCGAUGGGAUACGCUCCUGCUCAUGCUCAACCUGGGCAGCCUGGUGUCAUUAAGAACUACGGCGUGCCUCAGCAACCGCAAAGCGGUACAGUGGCUUUGCAAACCGGCUUUUCGGACUCGAAUGUGGGCUAUAACGCAGCUGCAACGGGUAACUGCCAAACUGCAGGUAUGCCGUACAAAUCUGCCUCAGACACAAACUAUCCACAGCGUCAGCAGCAACCCCAGCAGCAGCAACAGCCUCAGCAGCAAAGUCAAGGCCAAUUCACCAACCAGCAGCAAUACCAAUCCUCGAAUCAAUACGGUGCUCAAGGCUACACUCAGAUCUCCUCGACGACGAGCUGCUACCCCGAGGGUUCCUCCGCUAACAACAACAAUAAUAAUAACAACAAUAAUACUGGCAGUAAUAAUGCUGCCGGUAACAACAAAGACGCGGGUCUAGGUGUCACCGACCAGGAGCUCCAGGCUCUGUUAUCCCAGAAGGAUAUCGCUACGUCUCUUGCGGAAGAUCUGCUCAAGCAUUUUGGAUCCGAGGAUUUGGAUGUUAAGGAGGAACCGCAACAGCCAAUCAUGAACAACGGAACACUGAGCUCCGGACCGUUCUCACCGUCGAAUCUUGAGAACGAGGUGGACAAAGUUAAGGAAGUCAAGGUUGAGAAAAUGGACGAACCUACGACCCCAGCGCUAACCCCUAAGGUUGAGACGAAACCGCUAGUUGAGACGAUCAAGUGCGAGGCCACAUCGAGCACGAGUAAAGUUGACGCCAUUCGUAUGCGAGGCGAACCAGUACUGCGACUGGAACGGCUCUGCGAGACGCAAGCGGAGCCGGAGUUCAGUAUCGACAUGGAUUCGAGGCAAGUUGUUGAACUCUGUCGCAAGGUAGGCUUUAAGGGUGCGUUGAACUGCUCGGUACUGAGCGACCGAUCGCCACCACCUGCGCCACCGGACCCACCAAGUCAGAGGCUGACGAAGGAACAACUGCUGCCGCCUACGCCGAGUACAUUCUUGGAGAACAAGAAAGAAGUGUUCAGUCUUGGACUGCAAGAGUUCUGUCUUAAGCACCCGAUUGCCGUUGUUCGAGGUCUAGCGGCAGCUCUGAAACUCGAUCUCGGUCUUUUCUCGACAAAAACUUUGGUUGAGGCAAAUCCCGACCACACGAUUGAGGUCCGCACGCAGUUGCAGCAAUCGAGCGACGAGAACUGGGACCCAGUACUGGCCAGAAAAGUCUGGGGCUGCAUUAGCCAUCGCAGUCACACGACAAUCGCCAAGUACGCGCAAUAUCAGGCCUCCAGUUUCCAGGAGAGUCUUAAGGAGGAACGUGAAAAGAGCCAGGGCAUACAUACAUCGACAACCACCAAUCUGUCGGAUAGCGACUCUAAAGACAGCACUGGUAUCAAUGUCAAGAGGAAGAGGAAUAUUUACGGAUUGCCUGGAAGAUCAGGCUCUAAAAUGCUGCGUUUCGGUACGAACGUUGAUUUGUCUGACGAGAGAAAGUGGAAGGCUCAGCUACAGGAGCUGAUGAAGCUUCCGGCUUUUGCCAGAGUUGUCUCGGCGAGCAACAUGCUUAGCCACGUAGGACACGUGAUUCUGGGAAUGAACACCGUUCAGCUGUACAUGAAGGUACCUGGAAGUCGAACACCAGGACAUCAGGAAAACAACAAUUUCUGCUCUAUCAAUAUCAAUAUCGGACCAGGCGACUGCGAAUGGUUCGCCGUACCCGAUGCUUAUUGGGGAGUUAUUCAGAGUCUAUGCGAGCGCAACAAUAUUAAUUACCUGCAUGGCAGUUGGUGGCCAUCAAUGGAGGAUUUGUACGAAGAAAAUGUUCCUGUAUACCGGUUCUUACAGAGACCUGGUGAUCUCGUUUGGGUUAAUGCUGGUUGCGUUCACUGGGUACAAGCAGCCGGCUGGUGCAAUAAUAUCGCUUGGAACGUUGGUCCUUUGACCGCGCGUCAGUAUCAGCUCGCGAUCGAGCGCUACGAGUGGAAUAAGCUCCAGUCGUUCAAGUCGAUCGUGCCCAUGGUACAUCUAUCAUGGAAUCUGGCUCGCAACAUCAAGGUAUCAGACAAACGGUUAUUCGAGCUUAUCAAGAACUGCUUGUUAAGGACUAUGCGCCAGUGCUGUGUUAUUCUGGAGUUCGUCAAGUCUAAAGGCAUCGAGGUACGCUUUCACGGCAGAGGCAAGAACGAGGCUUCGCAUUACUGCGGGCAGUGCGAGAUUGAAGUAUUUAACAUUCUGUUCAUUCGUGAACAAGAAAAGCGCCACGUAGUUCAUUGUAUGGACUGUGCGCGAAAGCAGUCGCCUUCACUCGAAGGUUUCGUCUGCCUGGAAGAGUAUAGGAUGCGCGAUCUCAUGGACGUAUACGAUAAUUUCACUCUUCACACACCUCAUCGUCAACAACUACAGCAGCAAAGAUUGCAACAGCAACAGCAUCCGCAACAACAAGCUGCGCAACAGCAUCCGCAUCAACAAACUGUGCAGCAGCAACAACAGCAGCAGCAGCAAGCUCAACCAAUUCAAGCACAGCAGGUACAACAGCAACCUCAAUCUCAACCACAACCGCAACAGCGGAUGUCGCCCCCACAGCAACAGCGGCUGUCGCCUCCACAGCAACAGCAGCAACCCCUGAGGCCACAGUCACAGCCUCAACCACAGCCACAACCACAGCCACAACCGCAGCAGCGGCUAACGCCACCACAGACGAGUUCUCAAGUUUCCUGAGACGACGAGGAACACAGAUACCUGGACUACCUCGGACUGGAUUGAGCCCAGAGAUGGAGUUCGCGUUUCUGUGUGAGAAAACGGAGAAGAGAAAAAAACUCACGCACACCCGACGAUUCUUUCGCGCGGAAAAAAUUAUGUGAUAAUCCCGACCAAGUGACUGUUAAGUGAGUGAGGCUCAGAUGGCGUUCGCCGUAGUAAUUGUGUAUAACUGAUACGACGGAAUAGUUAGAAUUUAUAAGCCGUCCGUAAGCCUCCUCAAUCGAGCCGAGAGUCGGUGAAUUUGUGUUUUUUUCUGUGCUGAAUCGGACGAACAGUGCGCGCGAAGUCUGUGCGAAAUGCGAAAAGUGUAAGUUACCCCCUGUUCGUUUGACGAAAAAUCAUGUUUUCUCGUUAAGUAUAGUGUACAAAGGACGAAAAACUCUCGUUAACCUAAUAUUUCUCUUUGUCUUACUUUUCCCCCGUUGUCCUUUAUACAGCCGGAAAAAGGAAUUAUUAUUGUACAAUGCGCAGCCCUUCCCUUUUCGGCGUGUGAUAAUUUUUUUCUAUUAUAUAUUUUUUUGCUCCUUUUGACGAGACUCGUUGAUCUUUUAAAUGUGAUUUAUGAGAUAGCAAUGAAAUGGAAUCAUGAGUAUAAUAUUUUGAUUUUAUCAUUAAUCUUGUAUGCAAUCAUGUAAUCGCGAGGAAUCUAGAAAUUUUUUUUGCCUUGAAUUUCUGAAUGAAACAAAGCAAGCACCGAAGUUCGAUCGCUAUACGAUGAAUAUAUUGAUAAAACGUUGCGUGUUCAACGUACACAAUUUUUAACGCGCUAUGCUGAUUUUAGGAUAUACUACUGGUUACUUCAAAGUAAUAAUAAUAACGCAAAAGUGACAAUUUUUUAUUCACUGCCAAAUCCCGAAGAAAUAUUGCAAAUUUGCGCUUCUUGUAAAUACAUGAAUUAGCGAAGCUCGGAAAUUCGUGCUGAUGGAGCACUACUAAUUAAGUAUAAAAGAAAACAUAUAACAUCAGUUCGAAAGACUACUCAGGAACAUAAAUUAAUUAAUCUUCAGUAUAUGGAAUAAAAGCGCAAUCAAAAAUAACCGCGUACGUCUUUGUAUUUUUCUCGAUGGAAACGAUUUACAUGAUAAACGCAAAUAUGCUGUGAUGUACAUUCAAGUACACAUGUUUGUAUAAUAAACAGUGUGAGCUUGGAAAAAAAAUGUUAAAAGUGCAUCCACAAAAAUACUAUAGUUGUAGAGCGGAAUAAAUUAGUAUUAUUUUUGCAUAACGUUUCAGUGAAAAUGUUAUGUAAAAUAAUACUUCAAGCUAUGAUGCUAACUAUAAAUAUUUUUGAUCGAUGCACUUUUCAUGAAUUUUUUCAAGACAGUCCAGUACGAGGGUUAGUCCAGCAUAACAAUUUAGUCCCCAAUACUUCUUUGGAAAUUUUUUUUCAUAACUGUGUUUUACAAGAAAUCACUUUUCUCCAUUCAAAAGUCUAAGAUUUAUUUUUUUGAUAUCGUAUUGUGGUUAUCAAACCAAUAAUAACUGCUAAAACUAAUUGAAAAUAAUCAAUUACGAAGAAAAAUUGGGUAUUAAAAUGUUAAGUUUUCGCGUAACGUAAAAUUCAAUAAAAUUUCAACGCAAUCUGAAGUAAAAUGGCUUAUACAUGAAAUUUUUCUGAACUUUACAAUCAAUGUUCUUGUACCUCGACUUUAACACUUCUAAUGUAAAAACUGAUAGGAAACGAAAUAAAUUAUACUGUUGUGUGAUCGUGUCAAUUCGCUUAGAUUUCAGAACAAAGAUUAUCUAACCAGUAAAGUGCGCGUAUUUUUGAAAAGCUUAAUGAAUUAUGAUAUCGUGAAAAACAUGAAAAUAAUAGAUUGUCGUAUCCAAAAUGUCGAGACUUCGAGAAGUUUAUAUUCUAGCAGAAAAGGAAAAGCAUUGUAUAAGGCACACGUUAGCAAAGAACCCGAGACAGAUGUAAAAUGUAAUCUUGGAUCUUUAUUUUGAAAUUUCUGAACCGACGUGCCCAAUGAUCUCAAUCCCGCGCCAAUAUUGGCAGUUGUCGGUAAUGCAACAAAGCUCUGCCAAUAUUAUAAGUCUUUUUUUGAACUUUCCUUUCUAGCUGUUAUAGAAGCUUAGGGAUUUCGCGUAAAGAGAGUAUAUUUAAAAAAGUGAAUUCAUGCAACAAUAAGUAAAUGGAUAAAAAAAAAUAAAAAACAAAAAAAAAUAGGAUAUCGUUGGGAAAUCGGGGAAAAAGUUGGCAAAGCUUAGGUAAUAUGAAGAGAAGAAAUUAUAGUGAAUCUGAAAAAAAAUUUAGUAUUAAGUAAAAGAAAAUUUAGAAAAUUUUGAGAACGUUUGACUGCUUUUUAUGCAUUAUGUUAUAAUUGGAGAAAAAUUGUAUGAUAAAUUGUGUGUGCGCGAAAUUAAUUGAGAUAAAAAUUCAAUUUCACUGUGGUAUCUUCUCUAAGAAUUGCUUUGUGGAAGUUUCUUUCAAUUAUUUAAACGAAGCAUCCGAUUUUUUGCGAUGACUCGAUUUGUAGGCUCAGUUCAUUAGGAAAUUGAAUGAAGCUCGUUAGGUAUACAUAAAUAUAUUAUUAUAUUUAGAGCAGCCUUUCGACAAGUCAAUUUUAUUGCGAUCAUUCCAUCUUGACUAGCUGAAUGAAACUCAGAUCUGCCUUUAUUGAACAGUGAUUGAAAUUUGCAAAGCUUAUGAAUUUGAAUAUGAAAUUCUAAAUUGUUUUUUUUUCUAAUGUAAAUUAAAUUAUGUUUAUUGUAUCUAUAAUAUAAAUAAUAGUUUUAUUAAAUUUAAUCUUUAUCUUCAUUUUUCGUACAAUCCCAGCGACUAUUUAGGUACUGUUAUAUAUCAUUUAGCUGAUUUGUAAGUCUACAAAUCUGACUUUCAUUCGACGGCCCAAAAGGGUGGUAAAACGUGAGUUGAGAAAGUCCGAAGCUAACUUGGUUUGUAAGCACUAGAUAAAUGAAAGAGUUAGACUAAUUUCGCGGAAUAAUCGUCUAUCACGUGUAAAUAUCGACAUCGAUUUUAGUUAGCCCGUCUUUUCUACUAUCGAUGACAAUUUAUCGCGAUCUUUGUAACGCAUAGAGUUAUUUAUAAUCGUAGUGUACUUACGAAAUCUCUAUUACACACAACACGUCCCCUUUUACAUAAAAGAUUAAAGCGUAAAAAAACCUCCGAAAUCUCGUAUUUUCAUAAAAUUUGCGUACAUACAUAUAGCGUUGCACGUUGUUCACGCCAGCGAAAAACUUUCUAAAUUACCUUUUAGAAGGACGAAUAAAUAAUGCAUUUGUAUUAUAUAUUAUUUUUACUGUGUAAUUGUUUGUAAAAAUUAAAAAGCGACUGACCUUUCUUAUUGGCUAAGAGUACUUAAAGUAUAUUUUGAGUUGAAAAGUUUCAGCAAAUUGUAAACAAUUAUGGAAACAAAAGUUGUCUAUGAAUAAAUUAUGAAUUGUAAACGAAAACUUUUCAACUUAGAAAAUACUUUGAAGUUUGUAGACUUAUGUAUGUGUACAUAAGAAAUGAGUUUUUCACGUUGAAUUAUUGUAAUUAAUUUUGAAUUUUAUCAAAGAUUAUUAAGCGAUUAAAAAUAAAUUAAUUAAAAUUCAAGCGAUGUGUACGAGUCUACUUUUGAUUUGAUUCAAGCAAAUUUAUAAGAACCUUAUCAAAUUCCGUAGAAUUGAAAAGUCUAAGUCUUUCCGCUGGUUUGGACGAUAACGUUGAAAAGGCCAUUUUACAAAUGCGAAAAGCGUGUAUUUUCGAUAUUUGAAAAACUAUGCCUACUUUGAAAAUCCAUACGUGAAAGGCUAUCGAAGUAAACCGUGCAGGCUGUUGAACGACGCUAAAAACUUGCGUGAUAAAGAAAGAAAAUAGAAUUAUAACGUAAAAAUGUUCUAUUUUCGCUACAAACAAAGUGCAAAAGCUUUGAAACUGAAGUAAUAAGAAUUAAAAAUAAAAAGGCGGUAGAAAACUCGAAAAUCGCUACCUUCAAACGAACUCGAGUAGCGAUAUUUUUAUAAACAAAGUUUCAGAGUUGAUUUAAUUUUCUGAUUUAAAAUUUUCGAGAUUCCAUAGGGGCUAUGCAUGUUUCUUUGUGUCUUAAAACGAGACGAAAUGCAAAGUAAAGAGAAAACGAGAAGUAAAUCGGAGGAAGCCUAGUAUAGACGUGUUUGCGAAAAGUAUAGAAAUGGAAAUGUCUGUGAAAGUCGAAAAGAUAUUGUAGAACAUUCACUGCCAAAUUGUGAUGAUACUCGUGUUAGCCCAUCUUUGUAGCUCGGAGCGUUUGAAGCAUGGAAAACUGCCGAUUGUUUGUAUACCGAUUGAUUUUGCUAUAAUAUUUUGAAAUUGCAGUUCGUUCGUUGAAAUUUUUCUUCGUUGAAGUGUACAUUCGAUUUUUCAAAGUAAUUGGAUAAUCCGACUUGUCUGUCCCGGAAAUAAAGAAAAAGAGAAGCGCCUCGCUUACCUCGCGAAAUCUGAUAUCACAAAAGUUCUGUGCGAGCUGGAGAAAGCGACGUGUAAGAAAGUAGACGCUAUUUUUUAAUCGAACAACUGCGUUUCUGCGAUGUACAAAGACAAACAAGGAAACAGUGUAAAACCGACUAAGUAUAAAUGCUUCGGGCGGCCCGCAGCGCUUUUCUAUGUAUGUACUAUGUACUAUGUUUACGUGUACAGUGCCUUUAUAACUUAAAAUCACAUACACAUUUGGGAGGAUAGUCGCAACGGCCUCUAAUCGAGCGUUAACUUGUUCAACCGAAUACCAAAGAAAAUUAUUGAAAAACGUUGAUUAAUGCACCGAUGAAUGUGGCUUAUUUUCUGCGACAAAUGAAAAUGCGAGAAUGAUUUCGAAGUUUAACGAUGGACAUUGGUUAACGGUCGUUGAGGCUUCCUUCUGCAAAAUCUAUCAUGCGUCUAUGAGUUUAACUUUGUAAGCAUUAUACCUAGGAGUAUUCAUAAUGUAAUUAGAAUCAUCAUCGAGAAUAUAUUAUUAUAUAUUGUAAAACUGUACAGAAUGAUAAAAAUGAAUUACACAUUCGUCGACGAUUACUUUGACGACGUCACUGUAGGUAGCUCUAUUAUCAUCAUUUAUGAAUCCUUAAUUACAGUAAAUCAUCAUCAUUGCGAUUGAUUGAUAAAAAUGUGUUUACUAUAUUAAUGAUAUAAACGGUUAUGCUGAAAUCACUUAA